This is a messenger RNA of Hordeum vulgare subsp. vulgare (domesticated barley), 882 nucleotides long. RefSeq names its product immune-associated nucleotide-binding protein 7-like. Lineage: Eukaryota; Viridiplantae; Streptophyta; Magnoliopsida; Poales; Poaceae. The record is from RefSeq and is a predicted model, not a curated record. The transcript is spliced from 2 exons. Gene Ontology annotation, molecular function: GTP binding. Bases 262 to 882 code for a protein of 206 amino acids.
CGGUGGAACUCGAAGCGGCGGUCGUCCUCGUGAACUGGCGACGCAUUCAAUUCCCCCGGCGCCGGCUUCUCAGCUCCCUCCUUACUACUUAUUCCGUCCACCCACAGCUACUCCGGCGCCGUCUCAGCUCCCUCCCGGUCAACUCCUUCUCCUUUCCCAGCAGAAGCUCCGGCGAAGGUGAGGCUGCCGAUUAUCUCUGGUCUCCACCUCUUGUCUGUAAUCUCUGGCCCCUGUUUCUCUGUCCAAAGAUCUUGGUCGCUGAUGCGGCGGCGAUGUCCUUUCGAUCAGCAGGUGCAGACCAUCAUGGGCGGCGGUGGCGUCGACAGCGACUGGGCGGUGAUGCCCGCCCCUCCCCUCGCCGAGGUCACCAUUGCCCUCGUCGGGAAGGUUGGCACGGGGAAGAGCGCCACGGCCAACUUAAUCCUUGGGAGCCAAGCCUUUGCCUCCGAGUACUCCCCCGGGAGCGUCACCGAGACCUGCCAGAGGAGCAGCACCACCUUCCACGACGGCGGCGGCGCCGCCCGCACCAUCAACGUGAUAGACACCCCAGGUUUGUUUGACAUGAAGAUUUCAAUGGAAGAUGCCUGUAAAGAAAUUGUUAAGUGUAUCGAGAUGUCUAAAGAUGGCAUACAUGCUUUGCUUAUGGUAUUCUCAGCUGCUUCACGAUUUUCUCGUGAAGAGCAUAAUGCUGUGGAGUUGAUUAAACUGUUUUUUGGUGACAAGAUCCUCGACCAUCUUAUAUUAGUUUUCACACAUGGAGAUGCAGUGGGGGAGGAGGUUGCUUGGAAGAAAAUGCUAAUUGUGAAAUCCCCGGCUUAUGUCCAGGUCUAUGUCAUAUCUUUUCCAAUAUCAACAGAGUAUUUCAAACUACUUAUUAUUUGA